AUGACUGCAGUUAUUUGGUUUAACUCGGGAGAGAAUUUUUUAUUAAGUAUUUGUUUAUUUGCAGGUAUAUUUGCUUACUUAAACUACCAUGUCCCUCGCACAAGACGAGAAAUCUUGGAGACCCUAAUCAAAGGCCUUCAGAGACUGGAAUACAGAGGAUACGAUUCUGCUGGUGUGGGAGUUGAUGGAGGCAAUGACAAAGACUGGGAAGCAAAUGCCUGCAAAAUCCAGCUCAUUAAGAAGAAAGGGAAAGUAAAAGCACUGGAUGAAGAAGUUCACAAACAACAGGAUAUGGAUUUGGAUAUAGAAUUUGAUGUACACCUUGGAAUAGCUCAUACCCGUUGGGCAACACACGGCGAACCCAAUCCUGUCAAUAGCCAUCCCCAGCGCUCUGAUAAAAAUAAUGAAUUUAUUGUUAUUCACAAUGGAAUCAUCACCAACUACAAAGACUUGAAAAAGUUUUUGGAAAGUAAAGGUUAUGACUUUGAAUCUGAAACAGACACAGAAACAAUUGCCAAGCUUGUUAAGUACAUGUAUGACAAUCGGGAAAGUCAAGAUACCAGUUUUACUACCUUGGUGGAGAGAGUUAUCCAACAAUUGGAAGGUGCUUUUGCACUUGUAUUUAAAAGUGUUCAUUUUCCUGGCCAAGCAGUUGUCACAAGACGAGGUAGCCCUCUGUUGAUUGGUGUACGAAGUGAACAUAAACUCUCUACUGAUCACAUUCCAAUACUCUACAGAACAGGCAAAGAUAAGAAAGGAAGCUGCAAUCUCUCUCGUGUGGACAGCACAACUUGCCUUUUCCCUGUUGAGGAAAAAGCGGUGGAAUAUUACUUUGCUUCUGAUGCAAGUGCUGUCAUAGAACACACCAAUCGCGUCAUCUUUCUUGAAGAUGAUGACGUAGCAGCGGUGGUAGAGGGCCGUCUUUCUAUCCAUCGAAUUAAACGAACUGCAGGAGAUCACCCUGGAAGAGCUGUGCAAACCCUCCAGAUGGAACUCCAGCAGAUCAUGAAGGGCAACUUCAGUUCAUUUAUGCAGAAGGAAAUUUUUGAGCAGCCAGAGUCAGUUGUGAACACAAUGAGAGGAAGAGUCAACUUUGAUGACUAUACUGUGAAUUUGGGCGGUUUGAAGGAUCACAUUAAGGAGAUCCAGAGGUGCCGGCGCUUGAUUCUUAUUGCUUGUGGAACAAGUUAUCAUGCUGGUGUAGCAACACGUCAAGUUCUUGAAGAGCUGACUGAGUUGCCGGUUAUGGUGGAGCUAGCCAGUGAUUUCCUGGAUAGAAACACGCCAGUUUUUCGAGAUGAUGUUUGCUUUUUUAUUAGUCAGUCAGGUGAGACAGCAGAUACCCUGAUGGGUCUUCGGUACUGCAAGGAGAGAGGAGCUUUAACUGUGGGGAUCACCAACACUGUCGGCAGUUCCAUAUCAAGGGAGACAGACUGUGGAGUUCACAUUAAUGCUGGGCCCGAGAUUGGCGUGGCCAGCACAAAGGCUUACACCAGCCAGUUUGUAUCCCUUGUGAUGUUUGCCCUUAUGAUGUGUGAUGACAGGAUUUCCAUGCAAGAGAGACGCAAAGAGAUCAUGCUUGGACUGAAGCGGCUGCCUGAUUUGAUUAAGGAAGUACUGAGUAUGGAUGAUGAAAUUCAGAAACUGGCAACAGAACUUUAUCAUCAGAAGUCGGUCUUGAUAAUGGGGCGUGGCUAUCAUUAUGCUACUUGUCUUGAAGGGGCACUAAAAAUCAAAGAAAUCACUUACAUGCACUCUGAAGGCAUCCUCGCUGGUGAAUUGAAGCAUGGUCCUCUGGCUUUGGUGGAUAAGUUAAUGCCUGUCAUCAUGAUCAUUAUGAGAGAUCAUACUUAUGCCAAGUGUCAGAAUGCUCUUCAGCAGGUGGUUGCUAGGCAGGGACGCCCAGUGGUGAUUUGUGAUAAGGAAGAUACCGAGACCAUUAACAACACAAAAAGAACAAUCAAGGUUCCCCACUCAGUGGACUGCUUGCAAGGCAUUCUCAGUGUGAUCCCCUUACAGUUGCUGGCUUUCCACCUUGCUGUGCUGAGAGGCUAUGAUGUUGAUUUCCCCCGGAAUCUUGCCAAAUCUGUAACAGUAGAAUGAGGAGCAUCUGAAACUCUGGGCGAUUAAGCAACACAAGACACCUUUUGUAUUUAAAAUCUUGAUUUAAAAUAUCACUCCUUUAUUUAUAUAUCAGUUAUAAUUCCACUAAAUUUGUGCUUUUUGUGAAAUUACCUCAUAUUUUUCCAGUAAUUUGUGGGGAAGUUUGAAAAAUGGAAUCAUUAUCAGAAACAGUUAGCUUUCAUUUUCUUUUUUUCAAUCAUCACCUGAGGAUCUUUUAUCCGUUGAUUUUUAGAGAGAGAGUGGAAG
Molecule: messenger RNA, 2370 nt
Organism: Myotis brandtii (Brandt's bat)
Lineage: Eukaryota; Metazoa; Chordata; Mammalia; Chiroptera; Vespertilionidae
Gene: GFPT1
Product: glutamine--fructose-6-phosphate transaminase 1
Exons: 19
Coding region: 1-2103 (700 amino acids)
Biological process (GO): protein N-linked glycosylation; fructose 6-phosphate metabolic process; carbohydrate derivative biosynthetic process
Molecular function (GO): L-glutamine:D-fructose-6-phosphate transaminase (isomerizing) activity; carbohydrate derivative binding
Source: RefSeq, a predicted model, not a curated record